Molecule: messenger RNA, 5280 nt
Organism: Phyllotreta striolata
Lineage: Eukaryota; Metazoa; Arthropoda; Insecta; Coleoptera; Chrysomelidae
Source: the annotation of a GenBank genome assembly
CAUAGGUGAAUAUAAAACGUCGAGUCUCAUUACUUAUUAUUAUUUACGUUAAACAUGUUCAUCAAAUAUUUUUACCUGCUGUUUUUUGUAACAUUGACUGAGCAGUACCACUUUCCUGGUGCAGACGAUUUAAAUUGCCCCCCGAGCAAUUCGGGAACGACAUACGUAAAAUUGAAAGAUGCGGUCCUUUGCAACUACGACAGCUCCGUUAGACCUGUUGCUAAUCAUCAAAAUUCCACCACGGUAUCAUUCAAAUUAGUGUUGAAGUAUUUCAACUUCAACCUCGAAUCGAGUACAUUCAGCGUAGAUGCCUGGAUGUCCAUGUAUUGGAUCGAUCAACAUUUAACCUGGAAUCCGAGCGACCAUGACAACAUCAAAAACAUUUUCUUGUUUACCUACGAGAUCUGGACACCCGAUAUCUCUAUUUACAACUUAGCUAACCAAGGAGAAGACCCGGAACUAGUUAGUACAACACGUUGUGUAAUUUCUCACUUGGGUGUUGUGAUGUGCGUACCCCCGAUUCACUUAGAUGCGCUUUGCGUACCGAAUCUUUCGAAAUACCCCUUCGAUACACAAGAAUGCCAACUUAGACUUGGUUCUUGGAUGCAUAAAGGAGAAGAAAUCGACGUUAAAGUUGACAAGAACAUGGUGAGCACUACGGAUUUAAUACCGAACGGGGAAUGGGAAAUUUUAUCUCAUUCCACAGUAAGGCAUAAAGGAGUUUAUGCUUGUUGCCCUAAUAGUACCUAUCCGUCUGUGGAUGUUACUUUUACUAUAAAGAGAUUGGCUGGGAGUCAUGCAGCUACCGCUGUUAUACCUACAAUAGUGUUAGUUAUUUUGACGAUUUGUCUGUUGAGCUUGUCUCCUGUGGAUAAAGAACGAAUGAUUUUGGCGUACGUUAAUCUCUUGGCACAUUUUUUGCAAGUACAGUAUAUAGGGUGGCAGUUGCCGCUUAAAGGGGAUAAUAUGCCACUUAUCAUUGUUUUUUCGAGGGAUUCUCUACUCUUGGCCAUGUUUGCUCUGUUAUUUACUUUGGUGUUCAGGAGUCUCUUGGCGAAGAAAACCAUGCCUCCUGGUUGGGUAUCCAGUAUCGUGUCCGGUGUGUUGGCUUGUAAACCAGGUCAAGUGAUUUUGCUGAGCGAUUAUUCAACAAAAGAAUCCGCUGCCGCUAAAGGUGAAGAAGACGGCGCUGGAAUAGUAAGUACAAACACAUCAGUCAACAAUUUGCAGGAUUGGGAAUUGUUUACUAGGUUGCUUGAUAAGCUGUUUUUUAUUAUUUAUAUCAUCGUGUAUUUUGUAAUGAUUAUUUCACUAAUGCCUUAAAUGCGCUGUUGGUACAAAAAAGUGCAUAAACAAUCAAUAACAUAAAAAAAUUAAAUGGCAUUUGCCAAUUUUUCGAUGUGUUGACAAAAAAGAAUUGCUAUUUUCCAUGAUGAAAUUUUGUUUUAUUUACCUUUUAAAAUAUAACAGCACCAUCAUUACGAAAUAUAGAGGAAUUACUCGAAUUUAAUUAAUAAUACUUUCCCAUUAACUUCUUCAAGUAAAAACACAAAUACAGAUUUCUUAUUUUAUAAUAUUUUUCCGUAAAGAUUCUUAAACUGGCGCAUGUACCUGCUUUUUUUCUAAAAGAUAAUAAAUACAAUGAAAUUCUACAUUGGGAGAACUUUAUUAAUAAUAAAUAUUUCAAUAAGUUACGUACUAGUCUACAUCAUUUUUAAAGAUAUAUUAAGUUACAUUUAAAUUUCGAAUAACAGAGUGCCUAAUUUAUUGAAAAUAACAAUACAAAAAUAAUUAUUCAAAUAUCUAUAGAAUAAAAUACUGUACAAAGAAAGUAACAAAUAAUAAUACAAUGAAAGAAACGUAAUAAAAAUAAGCCAUUUCUACCAAAAAAAUAUAUAUAUUUCAUUCUGUUAGAAUUGUUUAAGAGUGUUUUGAAAAAAAUAGUACAAAUUCCACAUUAAAAUGUUUUAUACAGGAAGAUUCAUAAUUUAUUAGAAUUUUAUAUGUUCGCUUUAAUCUAAGAGAAUGAAUUAUAAAAAGCCCAACGUUUUGUUUUAUACAAGUAUGUAUUACAAAUUAAUUAAUAAAUCUUAAUGACAUGAAGCACGCAUCAAGUGGAUAUUAUUAAAAAUAAUGAUGUACGUCCGAAUUAAGUGGCGGUAGCGUUCUAAUUUCAUAAAGCCGUGCAACAUAGUCAUUCGACGGCAGUAAAUCUUAGAAAUUUAUAAUUUCCUUUAAAACGAUUUCGUGCCGGUAAGUCCGAGAGUUGUGGGUCAACUAAAAUUAUUUCGUAACACAUGAUUGCAUGGGUGAGUUCCUGGCAAACGACCAACGACUGCAUUUACUUAUUUUUUCAUUCAUCAAAAUACAAUUUGGCUGACAGGUUACAUUCUAAUAAUAAUUGGGCGAUUUUUAUUUAGAACGCGCCCAUAUGGUCACUCAUUUGGCAUUACGAAAUAUCGCCAAAACGCGUUCGCUUUUAAAAUCUCGAGAAAAUAUUCCGCGAUUCGCCAUCGAAAACGGGCGCAAUAAAGACUAUAAUUUAGAUACGAAAAAAUACAAUAAAAUCCGCAACAAUGAAAACAAAUGUUUAUUUAUUACCAAUUUAAAAUUCUUUUUACCCAGACAGAUAAGCUUAAAAUGGUACGUGUUCGGAUGGACAAAACGAAAAAUUAAGUAAAUUGCCCAAGUCUUGUAAGAUUGCUGAGCCACAUUAUCAUCAGCGGUCAAUGGUGUAGCUCGGAUUUUAUUCAAAUUACUAUCAAUUAUUAAUUACGCGAAAUACUAGUACUAACAAAAUACGAAAAUAUAUUCAAAUUUAUUAGACAACCAAUCACGCACUAUCAUAACAUUUUGCUAACACCAUAAAUUCCUAUAAAAUCGAAUAUGGUUAAAUAAAUGCACCGCCACUGCAGAUAUAUGGAUGUACCGGAAUGCAAAACGUGAAUUUUGACCUAACCUGCGUUUUCAAGAAAUGAGUUCAGUAAUUUUAUCAACUGCAGCAAUCACAGACGAGAUUUAGCAUAAUAUUACAGGCGGACUUUAAUCAUGAUAUUAUUGAACGGCCAAGAAUGUCAAUUGCGAUUUCGACUCGCCGUCGAUUUUCGAAAUUACACAGUGCUCUUUCGUCGACGAUGUUCAUUAAUUAAAACGAAACGUCGGGCCGGAGGAUAUAAAAAAAAUACACUAACAAUUAGAAUGAUUUUUCAAGUCAGAUAUCGACGCGCCAAAACGAUAAUUUACUACGAAAAAAAUAAUAAAUAAAAUUAAUGGAGUUUAAUAUGUAAAUUUUGUCACGUCCAGAUAUCCGCAUAAAUUAUUUCAUUAACUGUUAAAGGAAGAAACAAAAAUAAUUCGUUUGUACAGUUAGUUAAAAAUUAAAAAAUAAUAAUAAUAAAUAGUUAAUAAGACGUAAAAAUAAGCGUAACGAAUGUACAGACUUCUAAUAGGACGAAAGAAUGGGAUUUUCACCGCAAGUUCUGAUUAGCUUGUUUAGAGUUCUACAUAAUUUCCACCUCUAAUCAGAACUGUUUACGUACUGAAAAAUAAAACUUACACGUACAAAUUGCCUCAAUUACACCGAAUGCGGGCGUUUUUCGAAUCGAUUGGCCCUCCAUUAGAAUUUAAAAAUUGUAAUUUCCAUUCAGUACAUUUUUUCGGUAUGUUUGUAAAUCGCGAUUUAAAAUUUUUCCUAUAUAAUGUCCUAAUGAUAUCUAACUAAAAAACCGUUUAUUACUUAUAUCGAAAAGUGCAAUCGCAUCGAACCGAAAAGUUGAUUAUUUUAAAAAUAAUAUUUACAAUUAACAAACGAAAUUGUUUGAAAUAUUGCUGUGAAUGUAUAAAGAGUACUUUAUAGGAAGUAAGAAAAGAUUAUUCGACCAAAAAAUGUCUUUAAAAUGAAUAUAAUAUUCAAGUUUUGCGAAAAUUAUUUGAAAGGUAGAAAAAAUUCCAGAAAACUCAUUUUUUAUUCUAUUAUUCAUUCGAUUUCUAAUAAAAUAAAAUUACACUUAAUUAAGUAUCGAAAUCGAAAAUUAAAUAUCGAAUUUCAUAGAAAAACCAAUGUAACAAUUACCAACAGCGGACUUUUCGAUUCGAUACCGACACUCCUAUAUCCACGGAAUAAUACAAUAACAAUUAUUAAUUUUUUACAUACUUAAUUCGUUGCUACGUCGGAAUUAUUUCAAUUAGCUACAAUUUCUAUUUAGAUUCAAUUAACUUUUAAUCGUUAAAAACGUACAUCCAGAUCGUUGCAUCUCUUUGGUUUUAUCAUUAAUAUUGAUAUUUUUCUGUUAAAUACUAAUCACAACGCGCCGAAGUCGCACCGUCGCUGGCGGUUUAGCAUUAAAAAAAAUCGAAAACGAAUUACAAAAUAGGGAUAUCGAUAAGAGAUUAGUCGAUUUAUCGAUUUCGCGGAAUUUUAUAAUGUUUUUUCCUAUUAAUCCAUUCGGAAAAUCAGAUUAGCUUUUCGAUGAUAUCUGGUAUUUGCUCGAUUUUUUUCGUCUAAAAUCCUAAUAAUAACUCAUAAAAUCGUUCAAACUAGAUAAACAAGAUAAGAUUAUUCAAUAUCUCCAAAAAAAGCAUAAAUACAAAAUCGAUUAAUCGAAUAAAAACUCGAUUCCCAAUAACCACAAUUCCGCUGCCCCCUUUACGACGGACCCUUCGACCAACGAUUUCGCACCUUAACAUUCACGUACUUCCCCGCCGUAGCGUUUACCUUACACCGUCCCGGGUACAUCGUAUCGAUGACGUACCCCUUGAAGCAGGCGUCCUGCAUCAUGUGGCACCACGUGUGAUAGGUGCUGUUGUUGGUGCCGCAUAUCGGCCCGCGCAUCACGUGCCUCGGCUUGCAGCUCGUCGUGCAGCUGACGCAGCGCGGCAUCCCCGUCUGCGGCUCCUUCAGGCACGUCUGCCCGUCCCUGCACUUCACCUUCUUGCACGUCGCCUUCGCUGCAACGCACAAUUAACUCUCUCAAAUUGCCGCAAUCGAAUGCGUGGUGAAUAAGCGAUGGUUACCUCGACAAGGUCCUUUGUACGCCAGGGGAAUCGCCUUGCCUCGCCUGCAGGCCUUCUCUCUCAGGUGACAGGCGCUGGGGUAGGUGAGGCCGUCGGAGCCGCAGACCUGACGGCGCUUCGGCCCGUUCGGGCACUUCCUGAUGCAGUUCACGCAAUGCGGCGUCAAAUUCUGGUCCAGCAAACAGUGCUUGCCCGACGGACAAACGAUUCUAUCACAAGAACCUGCAACAACAAAUGCAUAUUACACCAACUAACACGACUAGACUA